Molecule: messenger RNA, 3022 nt
Organism: Ctenopharyngodon idella (grass carp)
Lineage: Eukaryota; Metazoa; Chordata; Actinopteri; Cypriniformes; Xenocyprididae
Product: voltage-dependent calcium channel gamma-2 subunit-like
Exons: 4
Coding region: 1590-2558 (322 amino acids)
Biological process (GO): neurotransmitter receptor transport, postsynaptic endosome to lysosome; postsynaptic neurotransmitter receptor diffusion trapping; calcium ion transport
Cellular component (GO): postsynaptic density membrane; AMPA glutamate receptor complex
Molecular function (GO): voltage-gated calcium channel activity; channel regulator activity
Source: RefSeq, a predicted model, not a curated record
UGGUCUGCUGGAGCAGGAACACUGUCUGAGAGUCGUUCCUGCUGUCUUUCUCUCUCAUUCGGAGACAUCUGAGCAAUAAUGCUGUGAAUGAUUAUAGGAAAGGCUGUUAUGAAGUGCUGCACCAGCACAUCUACUGAUGACAUGUUAAUGAAGGUUAAUAUUCGGGUGCUGUGCAGUAGAAAACAUCUCUAAUGUUGAAUCCAUCGCAAGAGGGAGACAGUCGCCUUGGCAACAGCAGCAUCCGUCAGCUUCAGCACCAUUCAUCAGUCUACGGCGAACUACUGGACACACUUCAAAUCUCACAUGUUUUUUAGGUUUAAAUCAAAUAAAACCAAUAACAAUAUGAUCUAGUCCCAAAUUCUCCCAGUUCUGAGCUCACAAAACGAGACUUUAGGCCUAUCCAGAUGUUGAACACGUUUCUCACGCAUGUGGAGGAAUAAUAUCAAAACCAAUGAGAGGAAUUCUGACAUUCGUGAGGUUUUUGACGCCAAAAUAAAGUGUUUAAGUGUUUCUCGUCUCGCAGCAACAAGCUGCACUAGACAGACAGACAGACAGAGAACCUCCAUCUGCUGGAACCCGAUACCGAACAGAAAGAGGGAAUAUAAUCAGAUGUUCCCGACUGACCCUUUCAUUUCCAGCGCCGUGAGAGGAGCGCGCGGCGGGCGCGAGGAGCAGCGCUCGUCCGUUCGGUGAGGGGGUUUGAUUCAUCCGUCGUGAUUCGUUUCUCUCUCUCUCUCUCUCUCUCUCUCUCUCUCUCUCUCUCUCACUUGUACGUGUCGUUUAUGGAGCGGGUGGGCUGCGGAUCGGCCACCGGGUGUGAUGUGACCGGUUCGGCGGAGCGGGGAACAGCAGGGCUGCGGUGCAGCGGGCGCGUCGGUGCUUCCGACCGGAUUCACGUCGCGUGAUGAUCGCUCGCUCUUUUCCUCACGAACAUUCACGCUCACCCGCGAAGCAUUCGACGAUAUAACGGCCACCUAUGGAAACUGGAGAUCAGAAUUUUAGGAAAAAGGCAAGCGAGUGAUUUUAUUCUUUAUUUUCAUCCGCUCGUUUCUUUGAUCAUCGCCAGGAUGGAUUGAUUUCACUGACGCGUGUCUCUGUCGAAUCACAAUUUGAACCACAAACCGUUUUGAUGUUAAUGGAUCGGUUUUAAUCGCUCAUUGUUGGCGUUUAGAUUCAUGGAUGUGCGCGCGGACAGCGGCACCGGGGACACGCGCACGCCACCGCUCGACCGGCAGCGGUUUGGGAACGUGAAGGAUUCUGAACCUUCAUCAGUCCGGAGGAUCAGCUGCAUCAGGCCAGAAGGAUUGAAGAUGAAUGUAUGUUUUGGCAGUAUAUGUUCCGUUUCCCAUUUGGAGUGUCACUCAAGUUCAUCAUAAUCAGUUAGUAUGUAGGUCCAGGUUGAAGUGAUCUGCUCAUUUGUCUUCCUUCUCAAUCAAUUCAUCAGCCCUUUGUUGGCUCCAGCUCCUCUAGGGGCCCUCCUCGGGCUCUCAGGCUCACAUUUCUUCUUACUUUGUCCCCUUAAAUUUACAAAUAUUUACUUCCUAUACAUCAAGAGGAAAGGGGGCUCCCCUUUCAUAGAAUGCGGCAACAUGGGAGUGUUUGAGCGCGGGGUGCAGAUGCUCCUGACCACGGUGGGCGCUUUCGCCGCCUUCAGUCUGAUGACCAUCGCCGUGGGAACGGACUACUGGCUGUACUCGCGCGGCGUCUGCAAAAUAAAGACUAGUAACGAGAACGAGACCAGCAAGAAAAACGAGGAGGUGAUGACCCAUUCGGGCCUGUGGAGGACGUGCUGUCUGGAAGGUAAUUUCAGAGGCAUGUGUAAACACAUCGAACACUUUCCUGAAGAUGCGGACUAUGAAGCAGAUGCAUCAGAGUAUUUCCUGCGUGCGGUUCGGGCCUCCAGUAUUUUCCCCAUCCUCAGUGUCAUCCUGCUGUUCAUGGGUGGACUCUGUGUCGCCGCCAGCGAGUUCCAGAAGUCUCGACACAACAUCAUCCUCAGCGCAGGAAUCUUCUUUGUAUCUGCAGGUCUGAGUAACAUCAUCGGGAUAAUCGUGUACAUAUCAGCCAACGCAGGAGACCCGUCCAAGAGCGACUCGAAAAAGAACAGCUACUCGUACGGCUGGAGUUUUUAUUUCGGCGCGCUGUCCUUCAUCAUGGCGGAGAUGGUGGGCGUUCUGGCCGUUCACAUGUUCAUCGACCGUCAUCGGGAGCUACGCGCGGCCCGUGCGCGGACGGGCGUCGGAGACUAUCUGCAGGGAUCAGCCAUCACCAGAAUCCCCAGCUAUCGCUACCGUUACCGGCGCCGCUCGCGCUCCUCCAGCCGCUCCACCGACCCGUCGCACUCGCGGGAUGCUUCGCCGGUGGGCCUGAAGGGGUUCGGAGCGUUACCGUCCACCGAUAUUUCCAUGUACACCCUCAGCCGCGGCGGUGGCGGCGACACGCUGAAGACUCCGCACGGAACACCACCGAUGUACAACUCCGACAGAGAGCCAGACUUCCUACAGGUCCACAACUGCGUCCAGAAAGAUGCGAAGGACCGCCGCACCACACCUGUAUGAGCGCCCCCUGCAGGUGAGGAGGAGAUCGACUCCACAAACAGACGGACUUAUUUCUAACACUUAUGAUGAUGAGUUUACAUGUUGAAGUCCAAAAAAAGAAAAAUGAAAAUGCAUGAUUUUCUUAUCUUCCAUAAACUAACAAGUUUUCGACCAUGUGAUGAGAGAGCGAGACUGAAGCUCUUGAUAUCUCUUUUCUUCAUGUUCAUUUCAUUUUGUUGCACAUAAAUACUGUGAACCUCCGUGGCCGCUGUGACCGCAGGGAAGAGAAAAACAAUCCCACAAACCGGCCGCGAUUUAUAUGUCAUUAUAAACGUAUUAAUGAUACAUGACUAUAUAAGAUACAUACAUGAAUAUAUGAACAUCUGUUAAUAAACCAUACAUAAUUGACUUCUUAUUUCAAGAAGACACACAAAAAAAACAAAAGAGCAAAUCUGAAGCCAAUAAAAUCAUCAUGGAUAAUAACA